Bemisia tabaci is the source of this 6454-nucleotide messenger RNA. RefSeq lists its product as uncharacterized. Lineage: Eukaryota; Metazoa; Arthropoda; Insecta; Hemiptera; Aleyrodidae. Gene Ontology annotation, biological process: activation of GTPase activity. The record is from RefSeq and is a predicted model, not a curated record. Gene Ontology annotation, molecular function: protein binding; guanyl-nucleotide exchange factor activity.
UGUUGUCCCGGCCCAAGUGCGUGCCACGGUCCGCUCCUGUCAUUAGUGCAUUGUUCUCAUUUGCCCCACGUUUCGGCUGCAUUGUUCCGCCAAGACUCCGAGCUCUUAUCACUUAUCAGUGUGCGAUCCGCAUUCCGCGGCCCCUGUCCCGAUUGUUCCGUUUCUGUUUCGUGGAUUCGCGACAGUGGUUGUUUACGUUACGGUGUUUACCGUCUGUGGGUUUUCGUGUGAACUUCGCGAUCUUGCGACAGUUUGGAUUACUCAACUCGUCUCGUCUCUUGUUUUGCUUCAGAUUUGUUUCACGAAGCACGUGUCAAUAUUUCGAAGAAACUGAAGAGGUCAAAGACGCUUUGGGUACUGCGAUGUGCAACUAGCGACCACUCCAGAACCGCGACUCAAAAUGAGUCCAAGCGACGCCGCAAGCACAUCAGGUGAAAAAGUACCGUAAAUCAUGGCACGACUGAUGCAUAGCCCCGACGGGCAGACCAAGGGGGCAGCAGGGAAGUCCCUGGGGAGCGAGACUCCCCCCGAGAAGGUUGCCCCGCGGUUCAGAGCGGUCAAAGAGUGCCCCAAACGACGACCGAGCUUCAAAACCCGCGGGCUAGCCUCAGCGACCUCUAACGGGGGCCCACGAACCUACCGGGCCACCAAAAUCACCAUAUGCUCGAGCAACGUCGCAGCGCUCGCCUCCAAGUUCAACGCGGUCAUCGUCCAGGAUGACGUCAAAGGCCGGGCUUUCGUCAAGAAGCUCCAGAACCCCCACCGCAAACCCCUCAAAACCACCAAGGGCUCCGUCAAAGCUGCCAUAGAGAUUUUCGAGAACAAAAGCGAGAAAGCCUCGAAGAAGAGCGGCGACCGCCCGAAAAUCGUCUUGAUCCGCAAAAACUCGUCCAUAGCGCGUUUGGCGACCAAGACGACGUCGAAACCCCCCGCUAAAACCGGAAGAUCUGAUGUUGGGGAAGUUACAGCCCCCAAAAAACCAGCCCUGACCAGGAAGGGUUCCAGCAACCGCACCGAAAAACCGGUCUCGCCGGUCCUUCAAAAAACCAGGAAAAACUCGUGUAGCGAUACUAAAGGUUCUCAAUCGUGCGAGGAAAUCAUAAAAAAUGCCAAGAAUAGACUGAGACAAACUUUUAUUCUAGAGGGAGGCUCAGAGGUCCGGACCGAUAGAAGGAUUCGUGAGAUGAAUAAAAAUUCCGUCGACGUCCCGGACGGCGCCGAGAAGAAAUCCUCGACUUUAAGCAGAUUGCCAAAGAACUCCGACCGACUGGAUAUCGGGAAAGAGAAUUAUUUUAGGUACAAAACUUUGAGUUUGCCCAGCAAACCCGACUUGAAACCAAAACCGGACUUGGCGAAAAUUUCCAAGGAGGAAUCCGUCGACAAAGUCAAGGCCGACAGCACGCGAGAGCAAAGUUCGGAAAAGCUCAUUCUCAACGAAAGCAAACGACCGCUCACGACCAAAGACCAGGACGUGAAUGUCGAUGAAAAAUCCAGCGUUCCAAAAUUCAAAAUCCCCCCCAAGACUGAUCGUUUGUAUAAUCUGGACGCGUCCAAAGAAGCGCAGAAGAAUUUCAAACCGAACAAUUCGUUCUUAUGGAGGCAGUGCUCCUACAAGAAGGAAGAGACGAUCAAGGAGGAAAACGAGAUUGUUCUCAGCGUCACCUCCAAGUCCGAAAGUUUAAGUCGAGACGGCUCAACGCGGUCGUGCGAAUCAAGCUCUGGAGUAAGUCGAACCGAAUCGAAUUCGGAACCAAACGAUUCCUCAGAAGUAAAAGAACAGAUCGUUUCGAACAAAUCCUCUUUGCAUUCCUCCCGGAAACUACUCACGCAAACCAGCACAAGUAGCACCAGCUCCGAGGACAAAAAGGAAGAACAGGAACCACUCCUGAAACCUCUCACCGUCCCCGAAAAAACCAACCAGGAGUACCUGAAAACCAAGCUAACCUCAAACAGAUCCGCCUUAUAUUCGUCGAACCUGAUCAAAAAGAACGAGAUCAACAAAGCCAGCUCGGAGUUGACGGUCAACAAAACCGGUCAAAAGUCGAGUAGUCUCUUCGACUUGAACCGGUCCUUGGGAUGGAGUAGUUCGAAAGACUCGGGGAUCGACUCCUCGAACGAGAGUCAAAGAUUCUCGCUGCCCCAAACCGAGUUGACGCGGAUGAACAACUCGGCUCUGGAGAAGACCUACUCGGAGAACCAAAUCCACAACUCCAAAGACUCCGGCAUCGACAGUUCUCUGGAGAGUCAGAGGUUCUCCUUGCCGUUGAUCGAGGACGAAGAAGAGACCGAGAACAGCCUGUACGAGCACGAGAUCCACGAAUCCAAAGGCGGGCUCGAGGGCGACCACACGACCGAGUCCUGUCUCUACGAGGAGAUCGUCUUCCGGAAGGACGACCGCGGCGGGAAAACCCGGACGGACUACUACGACAAGAUCUCCAUCGACAAGCUCAACAUUUUGGCCCUGAACAAGUCCAAAGAGGAGGAGUCGUUCUACGACCAGAUCGACAAGUUCGAUCGGUUGAACCAGGACGAUCACUACACGCUGAUCAGCGACUACGAGUCCAACAUCUACGACGACAUCGUCCACGUCAAGGGGGCCGACGAUGGGGACGCGUCCAACUGCUACGAGUCGAUCCGCGAGGGGACGUUGACCAAGUCGUCGAGCCAGACCUCGGACUCGGAUAGUUCUUGGGAGCAUAAUAAUAGUCUCUACGCUCUUCGGCCGCCCUCGCUGCAUUCUACCUCGUCGCUUUCCCUCAACUCAGGAGGCAGGGGAAGUAGAGCCGGAAAAAGCGAGACGAGCGAUGAAUGGGUGGAUCUGGAGCACUCUGACGAACAGCAAGAAAUCCUUGUGUUGCGGGAGCGGUGCCGGCGGCGACCCAGCGUCACCGGGUGGUCCGUGAGGAUGAGACGAAUUCGGUGCCGCAAGUCCGUUCGCAAACACAAGCACUCCGCCUUCGGGAUCUCGUCCUGCUCAUCGGUGUACUUCUCGGACCGGGAUAGCGGGAUAUGCUCCUGGGAGGACCAGAAUGCGCCUGCCCGCGCGCCCGAGGGCCGCCUUCCGGAAGCGCACAACUACAACAUGGUCCUCGCGCGAUCCGCCUACAGCUGCGACCACAAGUACGAGGCUCAAGAGCUCGCCGUGUACUGCGAAAACGAAGUUGGAGACGAAAAUGGUUCGAUCGAGCAAAACACGUACGUGAAUGUGGAGACCCUCGAGGAGGAUUUCAGCGAAGAGGAUUACGAUGACUCUUUCGACUCGGACUCCUCUUUCGAAAGCGAUCAGAAACUGCCCGAAAAGUUGCCGGAGCCACCGCACGCGACGCAGAACAUCUACGGCCUGGUGAAGCAAGCCGGGAAGCGAAUGCGGAAGCACUGGUCGCUGAGCUCGCUGGGGCUCAACCGAAUCCGGAAGAUGAGCAUCGGCGCGGUGCCGUUCCCGCAGCCCCCGAAGGACCCGUACCCGCCCACCUCGGGCGCCACCACCAACGGGGCAGCCAACGGCAACGGCCUCAACCGCCGUCGCUGGUCCUCCUUCAAGAGCAAGUUCCGCAACCCCACGCACUCUACCUCAACCUUCUAUCUCAACGAUGAGCCCAGCGACGCCACCGCCCCGCCCCUCCCCCUCAGCCUGCCCCCCAGAAGCGAGGAGCUCCCCCUCCCCGCCGAAAGGCCCCCGCCGGACCCUCGUCGCCUCAGCACCGCCAGGCCCAGCUCCCCGCCGCCACCCCCUCCGCCCGUUAGACCGGCAAGAGGCGAAAAGUCUGCUACUAAGCUGCAGAACAAUAAAACUGAGGCCAAUAAUCCAUCUUGGUAUGCAGAAUUGAGUCUUUUUGAUCCGUCAAUGAAGCCUUUCUCUGGAUUUUCUGAAAAUAAUCAGAUUUAUUCAAAUAUAUACUCUGAUUCAAAGCUAUGGGAUUCCUCAAACUCUAACAGCAUUCAUGAUUCCAUGUCUGACCAAGGAUCAAGCCCAGGAUCAGACCUGCACCUGAGAUUCGCAGAUGAGCCUCUGUAUCAGUUUUACACUGCAGAUAUAGCUGAACUAGCCAGGCAAGGCUUGGAUGAUGAUUUUGAUGGUUACGAAGAAAUUGGAACCUUAAGACCGACAGCUCUAGAACUUGCUCAACAUCGCUCACUUUGGUGUGAACUACCUGAAGUUCAGGAUUCAGGAAUUUUAGGAUCCCUAGAACCUGCUCAGAGGAAAUUACAAGAAGCCAGAUUUGAAGUUAUACAGUCAGAGGCAUCUUACUUCAAAUCCUUGACUGUUCUGGACAAGCAUUUUGUUCAGAGUCCACUCCUGAAUGAUGAAGCUGUGCUAACAAAGAAUGAGCGCAGAAUUCUUUUUGGGAAUGUUGCAGCAGUGCGAAAAUGUUCAGAAAAGCUCUUAGCAUCAUUGGAAAACUGCUGGCAAGAAAGUAUUAUGAUGAAUGGGGUUUGUGAUGCUGUAUUGCAUCAUGCGAAUAAAAACUUCAGUAUUUACAUAAAAUAUUGCUCAAAUCAAGUUUACUUAGAUCGUACUUUAAAAAAUUUGAAGGAACGUAAUUCUAGAUUUAAUGAAGCUCUCAGUCAGAUAGAAAGUGAUCCGAUUUGUCAAUCGUUGAGUCUACACUCUUUCCUCAUGUUACCAAUGCAGCGAAUAACGCGCUUACCUCUUCUAAUAGACGCAAUACUAUCUCGAAUAGAAUCAGACGAUGAAGAAUUUCAGACUGUUCAAAUCACCUUAGCAACUUUAAAUAAGAUCGUAGAGGAGUGUAAUGAAGGUGCUCGAAAGUUUGAGCGUUAUGAAGAAAUGUUACUCUUAAGUCGGCAGCUGGAUUUCUCAAGAAAAGACAUGAAAGCCCUCCCUGUCGUAUCCAGUUCACGGUGGCUUGUCCGGUCUGGUCAUAUGAUGCAUAUCAACGUGGAAUCAAAAACUACUUUUAGCCGGAAACUCAAUCGGCAUGUGAAACUUCAUCUGUUCCUUUUCACCGAUCUUCUUGUUAUCACCAAGAAGAAAAGCGAGGAGAAUUAUUCUGUGAUUGAUUACUGCGCUCGAAAUCUGAUCCAGAUGACUGAGUUAAAAGAUCCUCUCGUGCCUUCCUCAAAAUUUUUAAUCAUGCUCACCAUGCUCGAGAACCAUGAAGGCAAGACUAUAGAAAUGGUUCUUGCUUGUGAUAGUGAAUCUUCUCGUCAGCGGUGGCUGGAAGCUCUUUCUAGUCCUCAAUCCUCGAAUCCUGAGGAAACCCUUUACGAACAGUGGGAUUGUCCUCAAGUAGUUGCCACUCAUGAUUAUGCUGCCGAUCAGCCGGAUGAGUUGUCGCUCCAAAGUGGAGACAUUGUCAACGUUUGCCGAAAAACGGCCGAUGGAUGGUACCAUGGCGAAAGAAUUCGUGAUGGGGAGAAAGGAUGGUUCCCAGCAAAUCACACCUCAGAGAUAGUGUCAGCCCACACUCGGGCAAGGAAUUUGAAAGUUCGCUAUCGACUGCUAGCAUUAUCUGGGAAUUAUUUACAAUCCAUGCAACGGAAAAAGACCUAGUAAAACGCCAAAACUUUUUCUUUGUUUUUGUUUCUUUUUUCAAAUGUUUAGUCUACUCUUUUUAAGACAAAAUGAAGAUUAAAUUAUUGUUAUGUUUAAUUUGUGAUACUGUGAUUUAAGUUUUAUAUAAGAAACUUAUAAAAUGUUUAAAUUAUAAACCUUCUGUUCAAGUCAUUUUGUAUUUAAAUUUGAAGUUAUUUUUAUAUGUUCUUUUUGCAGUCUCUAGUAUGGCUUUUGUGGUGAGACAACAAUCAGACUAAGCUACAGGGUGUGUGAUGGUCUCUCUUUCAAACUUGCUUUUCUAUUUCCUUUGAAAAUAUUUUAAAAAGGGGGAAAAAACCCCUCUGAUAAUUUUCAGUUGAUUAAUGAAGGAUCCACUCACAAAAAAACAUGGUUUGUACAGCCUUGAAAAAUUCACUGCUUGAUUUCAAAAGUUUUUUUUUUUUCAAGGCCUUGAAAGUGCUUGGUUUUUUUUAAAACACCUGUAAUGUACUUGGAUUUUUGUGGGAUUAGAAGUUAGCUGAUUAGAUUGAAGAGAAUAUCAAGAACACAUGUUUGUGCCAUAAUGUUCAACUGCAUACAAUGAACUUUUAUAAAGAAGUACCUACCCAGUAAGUAGUAAAAAUUCCACAGAACAAACAAAUCCAUUCCAUAUUUUAUUCAUUCCUUCCGGUAAUAAAAGGAACAUUCAUACCGAAAGUGCGAUUAUUUGGAUUAUGUGUUUCCUGACAGCUUUAAGUCAAUAUAUUACACUUUCAAUUUUUUUAAUUCAUUUUUUUCAUUUUUGCAUCUUGAAUAGCAUUUUAAAUUUCAAGCCUUUUUUAAUAAACACUGUAAUGAAUAGAAAUAAUAAUUGUAAAUUCUUUGUAAAGUAUCAUGUGUCAACUCUAGCAUUCUUUCUUUGAAUUUAAAGAAUAACAGAUGGGUAUUCAUUGUUAA